Molecule: messenger RNA, 549 nt
Organism: Thrips palmi
Lineage: Eukaryota; Metazoa; Arthropoda; Insecta; Thysanoptera; Thripidae
Product: gastrula zinc finger protein XlCGF57.1-like
Exons: 1
Coding region: 1-549 (182 amino acids)
Biological process (GO): regulation of transcription by RNA polymerase II
Cellular component (GO): PcG protein complex; transcription regulator complex
Molecular function (GO): DNA-binding transcription factor activity, RNA polymerase II-specific; RNA polymerase II cis-regulatory region sequence-specific DNA binding
Source: RefSeq, a predicted model, not a curated record
AUGUCCCGCGAGCGUGAGCCCCGUCACCGCACUGGUGGAUCUUCAGCGUCCGGGCGUGCUCCACGCGGUGUCUGCAAUGGAGAGAAGCGUCUGGAGUGUCCAGUGUGCGAGAAGCAGUUCGCCUCAAGAAGUAAACUAGAAAGGCACCUUCGGACCCACACCGGGGAGAAGCCUUUCGAGUGCUCGGUGUGCCAGGAGAAGUUCACUCAAAGUGCAUCUCUCAGAAGGCAUCUUCGGACCCACACUGGGGAGAAGCCUUUCGAGUGCACAGUUUGCAAGAAGAGCUUCAAUGAAUGUGGAAGUCUCAGAAAGCACCUUCGCACCCACACCGGGGAGAAGCCAUUUGAGUGCACAGUUUGCCAGAAGAAGUUCGCUCAAAGUGGAGAUCUCAGAACACACCUCCGCAUCCACACCGGGGAGAAGCCUUUCGAGUGCACAGUUUGCAAGAAGAAGUUCGCUCAAAGUGGACACCUUAGAGGACACCUCCGCUUUCCACACCGGGGAGAAGCCUCUCGAGUGCACAGUUUGCAAGAAGAAGUUCGUUCGUAG